Messenger RNA from Mesorhabditis belari, 909 nucleotides. The record is from the annotation of a GenBank genome assembly. Lineage: Eukaryota; Metazoa; Nematoda; Chromadorea; Rhabditida; Rhabditidae.
AUGACUGAUCACUCAUUCGAGCAUGUCGAGGGUGGAUCGGUGAUGUUGAACACGGGACAUCGAAUGCCGAUGAUCGGGCUGGGCACGUAUAAAAUUGCUGGGCCAGAUGUGGUAAAUGCUUUGGAUGCGGCACUCCGAAUUGGUUAUCGUUGUUUUGAUACAGCGAUCAAAUAUGGAAACGAAGCUGAAUUAGGAGCGGCUUUCGAGAUUUUGUUACCCAUUCAUCGUCUAAAACGAGAGGACAUCUUUAUCGCAUCGAAGAUCUUCCCAGCAGAGAAAAAUUUCGUUGAAGAGUGCGAAAAAGGAGUCGAGGAAAGUCUGGUGAAAUUGAGAACGAGUUACAUUGAUCUCUACCUUGUUCACUAUCCAACUUAUGAUGUCUUUUCUGAAGAAGCUGAUAAAGAUCCGAUUAACAAGGAAAGAAGAAGGGAAACGUAUUUGACGCUGAAGAGAAUUGCAGCUCAAGGCAAGAUUCGAUCAGUUGGCGUCUCGAAUUUCGAGCCACAUCACCUAGAGGAGUUGGACGAUUUAAACGAUCCACCAGCUGUAAAUCAAGUCGAAUUCCAUCCGCAUUUCACUCGAAAGAACAUCAUCAAAGCGUGUAAAGAUCGGGGAAUCGUUUUCACGGCUUUUGGAUCUCUUGGACGAAUGGAACCAUCACUAUUCCAGGACGAGGCGCUCGAGCGUUUGACAGAGGAAAUGGGAUGCAAUAGAGCGCAAGUGCUCAUCUCGUACGCGCUUAGCCAAGAGAUCCCAGUGUGCCCAAAGUCGAUACAUGAAGAACGAUUGAAACAAAACUUUGCGGCCUACAAAUUUCGUCUUUCCGACGAGAAAGUCGAGGCGUUGAACGCUAGGAACAAGCCAGGAACACAGGGGAAUUAUAUUCGAGCCUAUGGAUGGAGAGUUGUC